AUGCCCGAUUCCUCUCGAACGCUCGCCGAUAUCGACGACAUCGAUGGGACCGAAUUGAAGGCGCACCUGAAAAACUGGAUCGAGCAGGAAGACAUCGAGGCCAACCUUCAGCUCCAGAUGAAGAAGAACUUAAUCGACAAAAUGAGCCGAACGGCUUUGGGAAAGAAAAUUGCCCUCAAACUGCAAACCCAGCAGGGCAUUGUGCUGUCUCCGCUCGUGCUCGUCCUCAACACGCUGGUGGCAGAGUUCCUGUACACGCAGAAUUGCCACUUUUCGCUUUCAAUCUUCACCAAUGAGGUCCCGUUCAAGAACACACUGCCGGAUUUUACCCGAUCGUCUAAAUUUCGAUUGACUCGAGCUGAACUGCUUGAAAUCUUCGAAGCACUCGGUAUCGAUCACUGUGGCGGGCUUGUGGAGAAGUAUGAAAAGUUGAGCACCGAUCAAGGGUGCCGCUCGUUGCUUUACAUCGUGUUCAGAUCCAUCUUAACUGCAAUUAAGGUGCAGGAAUCACAACUACGGCGCUUGCACAGAUCGGACAAGCGGAGGGCAACCGCACGGACUCUCCUGAAGGAGCUCGAGGUAGAGAAACUACACAGCAACGUGGAAAAGCUGUUGCACCGUGUAAAAUCGGUAGGCAGAGGGAUCGUCGAGUUGGAGAAAAGUCAACAGCAACCCACUGGGAGUGCUCCGGUACCAGGAGCCAAUGAGAAAAGUAAACCGGACGAUGAAGAAUCCUCUCGUUCGUUGCGCGUUUGUUCAGAAAAUGUUUCGAAGCUUGUCGCGCGGCUCGAGUCUUGUACGGUGAUGUUCGAACGGCUCAUCGAAGCUGUGCAGCAUCAGCGACACGAGGACGCAGCUGAAGAGGAUCGUGAUGAACAGGAAGCCAACCACAAGCAAAAGGAGAUACCCUACAAAACGUACACUGAGUUUUUGCGCGAACUCAAAACUACCGAACACGGUAAAAAGUAUGUUGCGAAGCUCCAGAAACAGAUCACCAAACUGCUCGAUAAAGAAAGGCUUCAGAUGCAAGCCAAGUGCGACCGAGAAUUGCGGAAGCUCGAACAAGAGUACAAGGAGCGGUUGGAGAGUGCACUCGCCUCUAAACCCACGGAAACUCCCGGAAAACGAACACCCGAGCCGACCCCUUCGGUGCUGUUUCAGCAUGAUACACGAAGCGAAGAAAGCCAACACUUUAUGCGAAAGAUCGACGAAAAGCUGGAUCAACUUUACCAACAGGAGCGCAACGUGGACGGUAAGCUGGCGACGCUGCGCAACGAUCUGCAAAGACAGGAGCAACGCCAAAGCCGUUAUUUUGAAGCGUUAAAGGCUGCCAAGACGAAGGAAAGUAAACUGCAAGUGCUGCACAACGUGGAGCGGGAACUGAUGGCCACGUUGGAGGACGAAACGAAUGCGAUCAUACAAAAUGCGAGGCACACGAUCGAGCAGCUCGAAAAAGAAAGCGAUAAGAUCAAUCACUCUUUUCAGCGAUACCUGAAAAAACAGCGCGAAGACAAGCGGAAAUUGAUAGAUGAAAAGGUGCAAAUUUGGGCGCGCUACAAUGACGAAAAGCUGGAACUCAACCAGCGGCAACUACUGAACGGGGAACUCGAUGAAGAGUUGCCUGCGGAAACCGUUCCAGUUGUGCCGGAAGUAGCGAUACCGAUACGCGUAUCCGAGGAGCCAUCGGAAGGAAAAUCUCGUUUCGAGAAUCCUUUCCGGGCGUUCGAUCCCCUUCAGUAUCUCAAACGAUCGCGUCCUCCAGCGAGCCAUACAAAAGACGUUGCCAUCGGUACUACUGCCGACGUGGGGCAGCAAACAGUGCAUCCUGAGGAAGAAUUAGGGAAUGCAGCAACAACGAUCGUACAUUCCGUCCCCGCAACCCGUGUGAAUGGUAAUGCUAAUCUUUCAGACAAAUUAGCAAAGGAUACACGUGACUUGCGCAGAAGCAUUGAGGAAAACUUACAAAAACUCGACCAAAUGAGCCGAACGUACUCGAAAUCCCGUAGCUCAUCUGAAAAACGUACGUAUGACGUCGUCCCCACGAAUGGAGAAGAAACGCUUAAACCAGCUACACAAAUGCUUUUGCCAGUAGUCGACCCAAUGUCAAACAGAAGCUUGGACGAUUGCUCUAGCACCGAGCUUGGUUUAUCCGAUGGUGAAGUUGUUUUACCCACUCCUCGUUGCAAGCCAGCGCAGUCCGUUCCACUGGCAGCCAGCAGCCCAAAAUUGAACACAACCCGGGAGUUGCUAGAUUAUGCGACCCAAAAUAUUCGCAACGAACAGCUAAUGAAAGCGGAGCAACCCCAAACCCAACCGACAUUGGCCGCCAGCUACAGUGACUUGUCGGUCAGCAGCAUCAGUGUGGCAAGCAAACUUUCCUAUGAAAAGAGCCAAAGCUUUGGUGGCGAACUGGAUCGCAUUUCCACUGGUGCCCGUUCGAAUGCAUCACAGAAUAGCUGGUCGUAA
Anopheles nili is the source of this 2466-nucleotide messenger RNA. RefSeq names its product calponin homology domain-containing protein DDB_G0272472. NCBI's taxonomy places the organism in Eukaryota, Metazoa, Arthropoda, Insecta, Diptera, Culicidae. The transcript has 2 exons. The coding region runs from base 1 to 2466 and encodes 821 amino acids. The record is from RefSeq and is a predicted model, not a curated record.